Molecule: messenger RNA, 1287 nt
Organism: Seriola dumerili (greater amberjack)
Lineage: Eukaryota; Metazoa; Chordata; Actinopteri; Carangiformes; Carangidae
Gene: pabpn1l
Product: poly(A) binding protein nuclear 1 like, cytoplasmic
Exons: 6
Coding region: 153-944 (263 amino acids)
Molecular function (GO): RNA binding
Source: RefSeq, a predicted model, not a curated record
CACAGGUGAUAUCUAUUAGCUUACCUCAUAUGCCGUCAGGUGUCGCGUCUGCGGACCAUCACACCGUUGCCUUCCUGUGAGAGAUAAUAUUUCGUGGCGGUUUUUUGGCAAGCUGCAGUCGCCUUUGCAGAUGCCAUGUUUGAGCAGUGAGCAUGGCGGAAAAUCAUCUGGAGUACGGCUACCUGGAGGGCGAGUCCAUCGGGGAUCAUUACACCGAGGACCCGGAGCUGGCGGCCAUCAAGGCCAGAGUUCAGGAGCUGGAGAUGGAAGAAGAGACGGAAAGACUGAAGGAAGAGGAGGAGAGGUGCGACCUAUCAGAGAUGCAGCUACUGACCAGCAGUCCUCGGCCUGGACCUUUCUACAAUAUGACUCCUGAGGAGAGGAUAGACGCAGACAACAGAUCAGUCUAUGUAGGAAAUGUAGACUAUGGAGCUACUGCAGAUGAGUUGGAGAUCCAUUUCAACGGCUGCGGGCCUGUCAACCGAGUUACCAUCCUGUGUGACCGGUUUUCCGGCCAUCCCAAGGGCUUUGCUUACAUUGAGUUCUCUGAUCGAGACUCUGUGCAGAGUGCCAUUGGUUUGCAUGAGACCUUGUUCAGAGGAAGAGUCCUUAAGGUAAUGCCUAAGAGGACCAAUAUGCCAGGCAUCAGCACCACAGACAGGGGAGGACACAGAGGAGGCCACUCCAGAGGAAGAGGCAGGGGGUACCGUCCCCCCAGAUAUCAUAACAGCUCACGAGGCAGGUUCCGGUACCAGUCGACCAGGCCACAACAUCAAACACCUCACCCUUACUAUGGAGGCCCCUCAGUGGGGAAGAGACAGUGGGGACACAUGGACUACCAUGAGCAGAUGCCUAAACGUUACCCAUGUCUUCUUCUCAUCACACCACCAUCCGAGGAGUUGGGGGCAGGGUCAAGUGGACAGCACUACGCCCAACAGCGCUAGCACUAACCCACAGUGUACAUUCCAAGUGGGUGAAAAGAAGCGAUAAUUUUAAGAAAAGUUUCCAGGCAUUACCAAGUUGAGAAUUAAUGUGACAGGCACAGAAUGGACAGCAGUGAUGACUUUUUAAGUUGCACCCCUGCAUCAGUUCUUCAGUUUGGUGAAGAGUGAAGACUGGGGUCAGCGGUGUUGCAUUAUAAGCUUAUGUUGCUGUGAAUGCAUGGGACAAUCCUCAAAUUGUUAUGCAGUUGCAUCUCUUGAUGUUUUUACAAACUGAUGCGAAUGUUUUGUGUCGCUGCCUGCAAUGUAAUGUAUAAAUCCUAUGUAUAACUUAAGUUCUUUGUUA